CUAAAAUGGAGGGAGUUGUGUUUUAACGGACUUUUGGACUAUAUAAAUUCCACUUAGGUCACCGUAGAGUGACCUGUAGCGAGUAACUAUGGCAAAUGGACGUAGCUUUCGAGCUAGCUUGUGAAGCCCUUAGAUGCAAUGAGGUGCCAGUUGGAUGUGCGUUUGUUUACAAAGGAAAAGUAAUUGUUACGGGUCGAAAUGAAGUGAAUGCAACGAGAGAUGCCACUCAGCAUGCCGAGAUGGUAACAAUAAAGCGUUUAGAACAGUGGUGCAAAGAGAAUAAAAAGGAGUUUAGCCAAGUAUUGGCUGAUUGCAAGCUGUAUGUUACAGUAGAACCAUGUAUAAUGUGCGCCUCUGCACUGCGUUAUUGCCUUCCUACUAACGUGAAAAGUGUCAUAUAUGGAGCCUGUAACGAACGUUUUGGAGGCUGUGGUUCAGUUCUUAACGUUCAUAAUGCUCCUGGGUCAGUUCCUGCACUGAACUGCAUUUCUGGCAUUGAAGCCGAUAAAGCUAUUGUAUUGUUGAAAAAGUUCUAUUCACAAGAAAAUGAAAAUGCACCAGAAGAACUUCGAAAGCGCAAGUGUGUCUCGAAGAUCGACUGACAGACCCGUUAAAUUUCUGCAUAAAUAAUUUUUGUAAUCCAGUCCUAGUUCUGUAACAAGUUGGUCUCAUUCACUUCAUCGCCUUAUUUUUCUCCAUCCUGCUUCAAGUAAAACUUGAUUCCGGUUUCGGUGUAAAACAUAUGUGUAACUGUGUUUACCUUUAAAAGAGGUAAUACCUCUAAAGUUAUGACAAUGUUGAAGCAUCACUACAAACGAAGUAGUCAUUUGUCUGGUUCAUAAGUGGAAAAAAGUGGACAUUUAAUUCUGGUGUGGUGUUUCAUAAUUUGAUAUGAAAAAGUAUUCGAGGUGCAAUGUUCUAGUGUUAAGUUCUCCAUAGCAUAUAAGUCUAUUUUACGUUCCUGUCACCUAUGUAUGUGGGUAUACUCUGAGACCUCAGGCUCAAAUUAUCUAGGUAGAAUGUUUCGUUCCAUACAUUUCAAAAUAAAAAGAGGUAUGUCUAGGAAACACA
Messenger RNA from Trichobilharzia szidati, 1071 nucleotides. NCBI's taxonomy places the organism in Eukaryota, Metazoa, Platyhelminthes, Trematoda, Strigeidida, Schistosomatidae. The record is from the annotation of a GenBank genome assembly.